Lepisosteus oculatus (spotted gar) is the source of this 5258-nucleotide messenger RNA. RefSeq names its product glutamate metabotropic receptor 7 (gene grm7). Gene Ontology annotation, biological process: regulation of synaptic transmission, glutamatergic; G protein-coupled glutamate receptor signaling pathway. Gene Ontology annotation, cellular component: plasma membrane. The record is from RefSeq and is a predicted model, not a curated record. Gene Ontology annotation, molecular function: group III metabotropic glutamate receptor activity. NCBI's taxonomy places the organism in Eukaryota, Metazoa, Chordata, Actinopteri, Semionotiformes, Lepisosteidae.
UGAAAUCGGAGUUCUUCUAGGAGAGACGUACUGAGAGAGAGGGGGCAUACGAAAGUGUAAUCUAGACGAUUAGGAAUUCAUAAGCGCCCUUUCUCUCUCGCUCUGUGUGAUACUGCAACGUUUUACUGUACUUCUGUGCUUUCCUGGGAAUAAAUAAAAAUCGACAGUUAUUCGACCUCCUCCAUUCAAUCAGUCGUCCCUCGAGUAAGUAACAGAAACGAGACUGCAAAUAAAUACUGCGAAAAUUACCGUCUCUUUUUUGUGACAAGGCGAAAUGAAGGGAGCGAUACCGUAGAUGCAACUGAAAAUAAAGGGGGUUGUAAACUUGACGCUUCACUGUUCUAUAUUCAGGAGAUGAACACUUGUGCGAUAAUGGUACACUGGUGUAAGGUGAACCAGCCCCUUGCGCACUAAUAACACUUUGCUAAAAUCACAUUCCUAUACCGAGAUCUAGAGAAAAUUGGCAAUUGAUCGCGCCUUGUAAGCUCUCAACACUGAGCCAUUCAUUUGACAAAUGCAUAUUUGAUUCUGGGUGGAGUGAAAGGAGGCGUCAUUCCUUUCCAUUAGAGCUCAGAGCGGAAGACACUAAGUAUUCUCUUCGCUUCUCUCCAUCCUUUCGGGUUUUUUUCUUGUAUUUUUGCCACAGAUGCGAGGCGACUAACGCGGAAUGGACAUUUGUUGAAGGACGCUGCACCUGAUCACACACUGAACCGAGAUGAAGUUCAUCUGAGCGGGGAGGAUUUCAUACAGCUGUGCCGGAUCUAAAAAUGAACAAUUUCUUGCUUGUUUUUUCCGAGAAGAAAAAAAUAGGCAUGGGUGGCUUUUGUUUGAAACACAACUUUUCAAAAUAGUUCUGUCACAUAGGAUUGCAUACUUGUUUUUUUAUUACUAUUUAGUUUUGUUUUUUUCUAUACAGUAUAUAUUGUGGUACCAUUUUAACAGUGCGGUGAGGACCACUGUUAAUCCACAUUUCUUCUGGAAUAUUGUUGCAUUUUUCUUGCUUUCUGUGUAGCUGUCUUUCCUUUCUUCAAUUUUAGCCGUCUUUAAUUACAUUUAUUAAUUUUCUUUUCCUAGAGUUAAUAUUUUUCCUUGGAAUUGUCUUCGGAGCAACAAGCGACGCCGAACGCUUUAACCAUCUUCGAAUUUUUUAGUAUUGGGCAGAGCUUACACAGUUUUGGUGAAUAACGCAAUUUUCUUGCAGAAGCAGUUGGAAUUUUUUUUUUCUUAAUUGCGAAAUGGCUUAUUUUUUAAAUGACUUCAGACACCUCUGAUAACUGUGUUUUAGAUAGGUGCCUUUAGCAGUUUAGAGCCAAUAACGGGAAACCAUGGCCAGUUUUGGUACAGCAUUCAAGCCCUACUUUCUAUGGAGAGCGCUUUGGGUGGCAAAGGUUGUGGUAGAGUUGACACUGUCCCAGGAGAUUUACGCACCCCAUUCUAUAAGAAUUGAAGGGGACCUGACCUUGGGUGGCCUGUUCCCAGUCCAUGCUCGAGGUACCCCCGGAAUGCCUUGCGGGGAUAUCAAAAAGGAAAACGGGAUCCACAGGCUGGAAGCUAUGAUGUACGCUUUGGACCAAAUUAAUAGUGACGACGAGCUUUUGCCCAAUAUCACUUUAGGAGCACGGGUAUUAGAUACGUGUUCUAGAGACACUUACGCUUUGGAGCAGUCCCUUACUUUUGUGCAGGCUCUUAUACAAAAAGACACUUCGGAUGUGAGGUGUACCAACGGAGAACCCCCCGUGUUCGUCAAGCCUGAGAAGGUGGUAGGGGUGAUAGGAGCGUCUGCAAGUUCUGUAUCCAUUAUGGUUGCGAACAUUUUGCGGCUUUUUCAGAUCCCUCAGAUCAGUUACGCUUCCACAGCUCCAGAACUGAGUGAUGAUCGUCGUUACGAUUUUUUCUCCCGUGUUGUCCCUCCGGAUUCCUUCCAAGCCCAGGCAAUGGUGGAUAUUGUGAAGGCCAUGGGGUGGAAUUAUGUUUCCACGGUGGCUUCAGAAGGCAGCUAUGGGGAAAAAGGAGUAGAAGCAUUCAUCCAGAUUUCUCGAGAAGCAGGUGGCAUUUGUAUUGCUCAGUCUCUAAAAAUCCCACAUGAACACAAGCAGUCAGAUUUCGAUAAAAUCAUCAGGAACCUUCUGGAAACACGCCAUGCCAGGACGGUGGUCAUCUUUGCUAAUGAUGAAGAUAUAAGGGGGAUUCUCAAUGCCAGUAAAAGAGCAAACCAAGUGGGUCAUUUCCUGUGGAUUGGAUCAGACAGCUGGGGAGCCAAAUACAGUCCCAUUCAUCAACUUGAGGAUGCCGCUGUAGGGGCUGUGACAAUCCUGCCAAAAAGAGCCACAAUUGAAGGAUUUGAUGCUUACUUCACUUCCCGAACACUGGAGAAUAACCGGAGAAAUGUUUGGUUUGCUGAAUACUGGGAGGAGAACUUCAACUGUAAGCUGAUGAGCUCCUCAAAAAAAGAGGAUACCAGUCGCAAAUGCACAGGUCAGGAGAGGAUUGGGCAAGACUCCAAAUACGAGCAAGAGGGGAAAGUGCAGUUUGUGAUUGAUGCUGUUUAUGCCAUGGCCCAUGCCCUUCACAACAUGCAGAAGGACCUGUGCCCAGACUACUCGGGAGUGUGUCCGGAGAUGGAGCUUGCCGGAGGGAAGAAGCUUCUUAAAUACAUCCGCAACGUCAGCUUCAAUGGCAGUGCAGGCACAUCUGUGACGUUCAACAAAAACGGGGAUGCCCCUGGACGCUAUGAUUUGUUUCAGUACCAGAUGACAAAUAACAGUGCUCCAGGAUACAAAGUGAUUGGCCAGUGGAUGGAUUCCCUUCAGCUCAAUGUAGAUGACAUGCAGUGGCCCAAUGGAGAGCAAGACAUCCCCAGCUCUGUCUGCAGUCUACCAUGUGAAAUGGGCUAUAGAAAGAAAAUGGUGAAAGGAAUGCCAUGCUGCUGGCAUUGCGAGCCAUGUGACGGAUACCAAUACCAAUAUGAUGAAACCACCUGCAAGCUGUGUGCCUACAACAUGCGUCCCAAUGAGAAUCGCACUGGCUGUCAGCCCAUUCCCAUUGUCAAACUUGAGUGGCACUCCCCUUGGGCUGUGAUUCCUGUCUUCCUGGCGAUGCUUGGAAUUAUUGCCACGAUUUUUGUGAUGGCCACAUUCAUUAGGUACAAUGACACUCCAAUUGUACGUGCAUCUGGUAGGGAGCUCAGCUAUGUCCUCCUGACUGGGAUUUUCCUUUGCUAUAUCAUCACCUUUCUCAUGAUUGCCAAGCCUGAUGUGGCUGUGUGCUCCUUCAGGAGGAUUUUCCUAGGACUCGGGAUGUGCAUCAGUUAUGCAGCUCUGCUGACCAAAACCAACAGGAUCUACCGCAUUUUCGAGCAGGGAAAAAAGUCUGUUACUGCCCCACGUCUCAUUAGUCCUACUUCACAGUUGGCGAUCACAUCAAGCCUAAUUUCAGUCCAGCUCCUGGGAGUCUUCAUUUGGUUUGGAGUGGAUCCGCCCAACACUAUUAUUGAUUAUGAUGAGCAGAAGACAAUCAACCCUGACCAAGCCAGAGGAGUUCUCAAAUGUGACAUUACGGAUCUACAAAUUAUUUGUUCACUGGGAUAUAGCAUCCUCCUUAUGGUAACAUGUACAGUUUAUGCUAUCAAGACACGAGGUGUUCCUGAGAACUUCAACGAAGCCAAACCCAUUGGAUUCACAAUGUACACCACCUGUAUAGUGUGGCUGGCCUUCAUUCCCAUAUUUUUUGGCACAGCUCAAUCUGCAGAAAAGUUGUACAUACAGACCACCACACUCACCAUAUCAAUGAACCUAAGUGCUUCGGUGGCUCUGGGGAUGCUCUAUAUGCCGAAGGUGUACAUCAUCAUUUUCCAUCCUGAGCUCAACGUCCAGAAGAGGAAACGCAGCUUCAAAGCUGUGGUCACAGCUGCCACCAUGUCCUCCCGGCUCUCUCACAAGCCCAGUGACAGGCCCAAUGGAGAAGCUAAGACUGAGCUAUGUGAAAACGUAGACCCAAACAGUCCUGCUGCAAAGAAAAAGUAUGUCAGCUACAAUGACCUUGUCAUCUAAAGGGUCCCAGCAAGGGAAGGGUGUGACCUGGGAGGAUACUUGGUCUCCUGCCACCUUGGCAAAAGGCUAUUUCCUGUCCCGCACAGUACUGCCUGCCCACGAGAGGAGUGAUAUUGGCCAGAUGAAAUUGGUGGACUACCAUGGUGGAGGAAGAAAACAUUUUGACGGUUUCGUAACAAAAAAAAAGACAACUUUCCUUGUUUUAAAAAAAGAAAGAAUAUAUAUAUUUAAAUCAACAAAAACAGACUAAAAUAAAACCUCUUGGAUUAACGAGGAGACCCACUGGCACUACAAGGAUGCUUCAGGCUCGGGCCUUCUCUGUUUCUCACAUAAAUAGUUUCUCUACCCACUUAGUGAUCUUAAGGUGCAUCACAGCAAGAGGGACAACAGAGGGGCUGUUUUUGUCUUUACAUGUACUUCCAAACUGCAAGUUUUCCAAAAUUCUUGUAAGGUUUGUGAGUUUUUUUUUGCAUACUUGUAAUUCUUCGUUGUAUGGACUUUCACUUUUUUUUUUGCUUCUUCAAUGCUCACAUGAUUAAAGCCAUAUUCUUCUCUCACAGGUGUCGGUAUAUUUCUUUACCUGUUUUUCUUUCUUUGGUUUGGGCUUCCCCAUUUAAACCCCUGGUAAUGCACAUUCUAAUUUUUUUCUCUCCUUCUGUAGCUAUUUGUUCUGUACAGUUGUGUUUGAAAAACUGUUGGAGUACGUUGACCAUCGACUGUGUUUUGAGUGAGUAUCAGAAAACUCUAGUCCUUGUCUGACUGGCUUUAGAUUAACUACAGUGAUCGAUGGUAUUACAGAUGUAAUGAGGUGUUCACGUAGAAGUCGCUAGUGCAUGCCUGAUAUUUUUGAUGUUUAAAAAAGAACUUACCACAAGGCUGUAAUAUCAGCCUGCUCUGGAUAGCUUUUUGAUCCUUAUUUUCUUCUUAUGUAUUAUUUCUCGGAUGUUUUUACAAAGGGGGAAUAUGGCUUUAAUUUGUCUUGGAGUUUCUUAUUGCCCCGCAACUAUGAAAAAUUGUGAAAAGGACUUAUUAAAAAAGCAUGUAUGUUUUAUACUGUUUGUACUAAGUAUAUUUAUGUUGCCCUUGCUGCUUACGUGCCAAUAUUGUGGAAGACAUUUAAGUUUUGCCACUCAUGCAAGUAUACCGUGGUAUUGUCCAAGAAUGUAUCAACAUGAAAUAAAAACCAUUUGGUUAUCUUUUUUAUUCCCU